Choloepus didactylus (southern two-toed sloth) is the source of this 5834-nucleotide messenger RNA. RefSeq names its product inhibitor of Bruton tyrosine kinase (gene IBTK). NCBI's taxonomy places the organism in Eukaryota, Metazoa, Chordata, Mammalia, Pilosa, Megalonychidae. Gene Ontology annotation, molecular function: protein kinase binding; protein tyrosine kinase inhibitor activity. The record is from RefSeq and is a predicted model, not a curated record. Gene Ontology annotation, cellular component: cytoplasm; nucleoplasm. The transcript has 29 exons. The coding region runs from base 591 to 4655 and encodes 1354 amino acids. Gene Ontology annotation, biological process: negative regulation of protein phosphorylation.
CUCUGGCCUCGUUUCUCUGCCCGUCUUCCUAGUGCUUGUAGUCGCUGUAGUAGCUGCUGCGGCGGUCAGAGCUGAGCAGACGGUGGGCACGGGCCCCUCUGGCGUCUUUCGGUGUCUUCUGUUGCUUUCACUGAGAUGAGUCCCUGCCCUGCUGUGUGCUCACUCCGCGGAGAUCACCCGCGCAGUUUCAUCUAGCGACUGGGCAUCCUUGCAAUUAUGGAUAUUUAGAAGGAUUCCUCAGUGUGGAGGGGGAGAUCCCCUCCUCACUCCCCCUUGGUGCUUGACUCCAGGAAUAAUUUAUAAACUGUGGUAAACUGUGGAAAGUUUUUUUUUUUUUUUAAAUAAAGAACUUGCAUUUGAUAUAAACUUUAUAGAGCUAUUUAUAAUUUUUUGAUCAAAGUGCCAAAAUAUAUUGUAUAAAGAUACAUAGUUUUAUACUGUUGCCACGAGGAUUUAAAUUUUAAUCCAAAAAUGACCAUUUAUUCUUUAUAAUUCAUCCUAAAUAUACUUUUAUGUCCUGGCCUUUAUUGUUUUUCUAAAUUAGCCUUAUCUGACCAUUUUGAAGAAAUAAGCUGUAUAAAAAAAUUAGGAUGAAUUCUUCCAUUCCUGACUGCACAUUAAAGUGUCGAUCCCUGAAGCAUGCUUUGGAUAUCCUUUCUGUGAUAACAAAGGGGAGUGAAAGCCAGAUUAAGGCCUUUCUCUCCGGUCAUUGUUACAAUGCUGCAACUAUCAAGGAUGCCUUUGGCAGGAAUGCCCUCCACCUUGUUUCCUCCUGUGGAAAGAAAGGAGUGUUAGAUUGGCUUAUUGAGAAAGGAGCAGAUCCAUCGGUGAAGGACAAGGAGUCAGGAUGGACAGCUUUACACAGAAGCGUUUUUUAUGGACAUAUUGAUUGUGUUUGGUCUCUAUUGAAGCAUGGUGUUAAUCUAUAUAUUCAAGAUAAAGAAGGCUUGUCAGCUUUGGAUCUUGUAAUGAAGGACAGACCUACCUAUGUAGUAUUCAAGAAUACUGAUCCUACAGAUGUCUAUACUUGGGGAGAUAAUACAAAUUUCACCCUGGGUCAUGGAAGCCAGAAUAGCAAACAUCAUCCAGAGUUGGUGGAUCUAUUCUCCAGGAGUGGGGUUUAUAUUAAGCAGGUGGUGCUUUGUAAAUUUCACUCAGUGUUUCUGUCUCAAAAAGGGCAGGUUUAUACCUGUGGUCAUGGUCCUGGAGGACGUUUAGGUCAUGGAGAUGAACAGACAUGCUUGAUCCCCAGACUUGUGGAAGGACUGAGUGGUCAUAAUUGUUGCCAAGUGGCAGCUGCUAAGGAUCAUACUGUUGUAUUAACUGAAGAUGGAUGUGUUUAUGCAUUUGGUCUAAAUAUUUUUCAUCAGUUAGGAAUUAUUCCUCCACCUUCCAGUUGUAAUGUACCCAGACAGAUGCAAGCAAAAUAUCUGAAAGGGAGAACGGUCAUUGGAGUAGCAGCAGGCAGGUUUCAUACAGUGCUGUGGACUAGAGAAGCUGUGUACACUAUGGGACUAAAUGGUGGACAACUGGGUUAUUUACUAGAUCCUAAUGGAGAAAAGUAUGUAACUGUUCCUCGACAAGUCUCUUCUCUUCAUCAUAAAGACAUCACUCUGUCUUUGGUUGCUGCAAGUGAUGGGGCCACAGUUUGCGUUACCACAAGGGGAGAUAUUUACUUGCUUGCAGACUAUCAGUGCAAAAAGAUGGCUUCUAAACAGCUAAACUUGAAAAAGGUUCUUGUGUCUGGGGGGCAUAUGGAAUAUAAGGUUGAUCCUGAACACUUGAAAGAAAAUGGGGGUCAAAAAAUUUGUAUUCUUGCAAUGGAUGAAGCUGGAAGGGUAUUUUGCUGGAGAUCAGUCAGCAGCUCUCUCAAGCAGUGUCGAUGGGCCUAUCCACGCCAGGUCUUUAUUUCUGAUAUUGCUUUGAAUAGAAAUGAAAUUCUGUUUGUCACUCAAGAUGGGGAAGGAUUUAGGGGGAAGUGGUUUGAAGAAAAAAGAAAGAGUUCUGAAAAGAAAGCAGACAUUUUAUCAAACCUUCAUAAUUCCUCUUCAGAUGUUCCUUGUGUCUCUGAAAUAAAUAGCAUAUAUGAAAGAAUUCGACUUGAGAAACUUACUUUUGCCCAUAGAGCUGUUGGUGUGAGCACAGAUCCAAGUGGAUGCAACUUUGCAAUCUUGCAGUCAGAUCCUAAAACAAGUCUGUAUGAAAUUCCAGCUGUGUCCUCAUCAUCCUUUUUUGAAGAGUUUGGCAAACUAUUGAAGGAAACGGAUGAAAUGGACAACAUCCAUGAUGUGACAUUUCAAGUUGGGAAUAGAAUCUUCGCUGCACAUAAAUAUAUUCUGGCAGUGCGUUCUGUCUUUUUUCAGAAAUUGUUUAUUUCAGAUGGUACUACUUUAGACUUUACAGAUAUUUACCGGAAAAAUGAAGAUUCUGCAGGGUGCCAUCUCUUUGUGGUAGAGAAAGUUCAUCCUGACUUGUUUGAAUACCUUUUACAAUUUAUAUACACAGACACUUGUGACUUUUUAACUGAUGGCUACAAACCAAGAAUAAAUUUUAACAAAAAACCAGAAGACUAUCAGGACACUCCAAAUUCUCAUUUGGCUAGGAUGAGCUUUCAUGAAGAUAAUAAUCAGAAGUCAGCAUUUGAAGUUUAUAAAAGCAAUCAAGCACCUACAAUUAAUGAAAGUCAGAAAAGCAAAUCGAAAUCUUCCAAAAAAGGAAAAAGUGUUAAGGAAGAUGAUCCCAUAAGAAUGUUGCAAAAUGUUGCAAAGAAAUUUGGCUUCAGUAAUUUGAGUAGUAGGUUAGAUGGAGUCACAUUUGAAAAUGAAAAAAUUAAUGUUAUUGUCAAGAAAACUGGUAAUAAACCAAAGCUAAAUCAGAAAAAAUGUUCAUUUCUCUGUGAUGUUACCAUGAAAUCAUUGGAUGGAAAGGAAUUUCCUUGUCAUAAAUGUGUUCUUUGUGCCAGACUUGCAUAUUUUCGUAGUAUGCUCAGUAGCUCAUGGAUUGAGGCUUCCAGUUGUGCCGCUCUGGAAAUGCCAAUACGUUCUGACACACUGCAAGUUAUUUUGGACUAUCUCUAUACUGAUGAAGCUGUGGUAAUAAAAGACUCUCAAAAUGUGGAUUUCAUUUGUAGUGUACUUGUGGUGGCUGAUCAGUUUCUCAUAACUCGAUUGAAAGAGAUUUGUGAAGUGGCUUUAACUGAAAAACUUACCCUUAAGAAUGCUGCUAUGCUCCUGGAAUUUGCAGCGAUGUAUAAUGCUGAACAGUUGAAACUGUCUUGUUUACAAUUUAUAGGACUGAAUAUGGCAGCUUUACUUGAAGCAAGGUCUCUUGAUGUUUUAAGUGAUGAUGUAUUGAAAGAUCUUUCUGUGUUUUACCGAAAAAUGAUUCCAGCAAUGGAUAGAAGAGUCAUUACACCAUAUCAGGAUGGACCAGAUAUUAGCUACUUGGAUAUGGAAGAGAGAGAUAUUUUUUUGAAAGAAGAAAUAAAUACAGAACAAAAUUAUACUGAAACUGUGUUCAAGAAGGCAAAAAUAAAAGCAAAAAAGAAACCACGUAAGCGUUCAGAUAGUUCUGGAGGUUAUAACCUUUCGGAUAUUAUUCAGAGUCCACCAUCUACAGGAUUAGUAAAGUCUGGUAAGAACAGUUCUGUGGAAUCUCUGCCAGAACUGUUGACAUCAGAUUCUGAAGGAAGCUACGCAGGAGUGGGUAGUCCUAGAGAUUUACAAUCCCCUGAUUUCACAACAGGAUUUCAUUCUGAUAAGAUUGAGGGGAAACUUAAAUUAUUUGUUAAUGGUACACCGUCUACAUAUUCUAGGGAAGAUUUAAAACCAUGGGGAAAAUCACCAGUACUUAAAAUAUCUGCUCCACAGCCCAUUCCCAGUAGCAGAAUUGGUAAUACCACCUCCUCCAGUUGGGUUACAGGCUCUUUCAGUCCUAUCAGCCCUGCUGUCAUGGACCUGAGAACUAUCAUGGAAAUUGAAGAAAGUAGACAAAAAUGUGGAGCUACACCAAAGACAAAUUUGGGUAAAAUGAUUUCUCAUGGAAUUAAACUUUCUCAGAAGCAACGAAAAAUGAUUGCAAUGACUGCCAAAGAAAACGAUUUAGGAGUGAAUACCACGGAAACAGUUUUAACUGCACCUUCAAAAGCUCCCAAACCAGUGAAUGCUUGGGCAUCUUCUCUACAUUCGGUUUCAUCCAAGUCAUUCCGCGAUUUCUUACUAGAAGAUAAAAAAUCUAUUACUGCCCAUAGUUCAGGAGAUCAUGUUAAAAAAGUUUGUUUUAAAGGAAUUGAAAGUUUCCAGUCUCCAAAAGUUGUAAGAUGCUCUCCCUGUGGUACCCCAGGACCAGAAGGCAACCAUAUUUCAGAUUUACCACUUCUAGACAGUCCUAAUCCUUGGCUAUCUUCUUCAUUGACUGCCCCUUCCGUGGUAGCCCCAGUCACUUUUGCGUCUAUUAUAGAAGAAGAACUACAGCAAGAAGCAGCUCUUAUCAGAAGUCGAGAAAAACCAUUGGCUCUGAUUCAGAUUGAGGAGUGUGCUAUACAAGAUUUAUUGGUCUUCUAUGAGGCAUUUGGCAACCCUGAUGAGUUUGUCAUUGUUGAAAGGACACCUCAGGGACCACUGGCAGUGCCUAUGUGGAAUAAGCAUGGAUGCUAGUCCACUGUGGAGUUGAGAUGCAUUUUUCAUAACCAUCAUUGUUAUAAUAAUAUUAAAAAAGCUGUGGAAAAGAGUUCUGACAAAUUUGGUAACAGAUGAUUCUAGAUAGAAUAAAAAAGGAUCUAAUUUCCUUACUACAGUUUAAGCAUACGAUGUUUAUACGAUGAAAAAGAAAUCUCAAAAUUGUGAUUUUAGUAACUUUUUAUGUAAAACUAUGUGUGAGAAUAUACUUAUUAGUGUAAGUUUAACAGAAUCAUUUCUUCUGAAUAAUCUUAAAAAGGAAAAUAUGAGUGAUUGAAGUGUAAAAUUUGAGUGAUGUAUUAGAAAUAACUUUCAUUUGAGAAUUUGGGAUGAAUAAUUUAGAUUUUGCCAAAUAUCUAUUAUCACUCUUCUUUUUUAAUGUGACAUCGAUGUGCUUAAAGUAGGAGCAUCAGUUAUUACUUCUGCUGUAUUAAUGGCCAGAAUUUUGGAUUUGCUGCACUAGCUAUUAUGUCUCCAUUCUUAUGUCUUUUUUUAUCAGGCUGUGAAUGUUCUAGGGCUCUUUAAAGCUUGAACUGCUAAAAUGCAAUAUUAUUGCAGUUUGAUCAGGACAUUCUCCAUUUUGCAUUAUGCUAUCAACUGUAAUGGAAAGUAUUUUAUUCUGAACAGCUUACACAAAGAUAAUUGUAUCUUUAUAAGAUUUGGAGGUAUUGUGGGUUGUUUUUUGUGGGGGGUGGGGUGGGGAGUGACCUUUAAAAGCCUAAUUGUGAGAAAAUUGUUCCUCAAAGUGUUAAAAUUUUCUAAAAUGCUUAAUUUUUUAUAAAUGAAUUGAAUAGUUUGGAAAAGGGUUGAUUUAUAGUUACAUUUUCAAUAUUAUAUAAAAUCAGUUCUCCAAACCUGGGGUAAAUGAAAUAGACUUAUAAAAAUUGUUUUCUUUACAGUAUGUUGUUUGUUUUUGAGUGGUUAAAAUUAAAAAAAAAAAAGAAAGUUAAAUCUGUGCUUCAGCGUAUAGACAAAUUGGAAAGCUUAAUGUUCUGGAUUCUGGAAGAUAAGCCUAGAGGAACAGACAGGCAAUUCACUGUUGUAAUUCAGUUGAUGGAAAUAUGGCAGCAACUAUCUCAAUGUUUCAAGUUUAGCUGUACCUAACAGCAGCAAAUAUGUAAGCAAAUUUGCAAUAAAAAAUAAUCUUGAUCCAUUUCA